GAUUCUCUGUCAAGCCAAACGCCGAACGUUCCUUUUAUCGAUAUAAAAAGACUUUCUAACCUACUGUAAGUCUUGUUUAUAUUAUUUUUCUGUCUUUUCAUUGUGAACAUUAAUUAACUGGAUUAAAACGAUAUAAGUGAAUUUUAUUGUCUCUAAGAACGGAUUUUUAUAGGUAUCUUAAUUAAAAAAUAGCUGUAAAUACAAAUAAAAAGCGCAAUGACACCGCCUAUGGAAAGAAUUCAGAUUUUGGAGACUAUCGAGAAGGAUAUUGUAGUAUGUUUACAAUGUGCAGGACAAGCUUGCAUGGAACUGAGUAAAGAGAAAUCAAGCUUAAAGCAGGCAGAAUCACAGACGCAUCAAUUUUUAAAAACACUAGCACAGUUGGAGUCCAAAUUGAGCGAACAAAUUAAUUAUCUUACACAGGUUUCUACAGGUCAACCGCACGAAGGUUCUGGAUAUGCAAGUCAGAAAGUAUUACAAAUGGCAUGGCAUAGAUUGGAACAUGCACGAAGUAGAGUUAAUGAAUUGGAACGUAUAAAAAAUAAGUUACGAUGAAUAUAUAACUUUUCUUACUUAAAAUGUCAAACUGUAAAUAUAAAUAACAUUAAUAUAAUUUAUGAGCCAUUUCUUCUAAAUACAAAUUAUUUGAAUAAA
Messenger RNA from Cataglyphis hispanica, 654 nucleotides. It is a transcript of the gene MED11, whose product is annotated as mediator of RNA polymerase II transcription subunit 11. The record is from RefSeq and is a predicted model, not a curated record. The coding region runs from base 217 to 555 and encodes 112 amino acids. Gene Ontology annotation, biological process: regulation of transcription by RNA polymerase II. Gene Ontology annotation, cellular component: mediator complex. Gene Ontology annotation, molecular function: transcription coregulator activity. The transcript has 3 exons. NCBI's taxonomy places the organism in Eukaryota, Metazoa, Arthropoda, Insecta, Hymenoptera, Formicidae.